AUGGCAGGACCCAUCAUCUCGCUGGCGCGCUUCGUGCCGGAGGCCGUCGAGGCCGUUGUCGCGUCGGGCGCUGUCCCCGGCGCACGUGGAGCCGCUGCCGCCCAAUUCUCCACAGCCGGCGGCGUCGCCGCCUACAAGCUGCCGGAGCUGCCCUACGCGUACAGCGCACUCGAGCCCGUGAUCAGCGGCCAGAUCAUGGAGCUGCACCACGCCAAGCACCAUGCUACGUACGUGGCCAACCUCAACAAGGCCCUGGAGGAGUACGCUGAUGCCGAGGCCAAGCGGGACUUGGGCAAGUUGAUCUCACUGCAGGGGGCCAUCAACUUCAACGGCGGAGGCCACAUCAACCAUGACAUCUUCUGGACAAACCUGGCACCCGAGAAGGACGUGCGUCCUCCUACCGGCGAGCUGCUCAAGGGCAUCGAGGCCAGGUGGGGCGGCCUGGACAAGUUCAUCGCGGAGUUCAACGCCAAGACGGCCGCAGUGCAGGGCUCUGGCUGGGGCUGGCUCGGGUACAACAAAGCGACUCGAGGCCUGGAGAUCGCCACACUGGCCAACCAGGACCCCCUCGCCAAGACGGGUCUGGUGCCGCUGCUGGGUGUAGACGUGUGGGAGCACGCCUACUACCUGCAGUACAAGAACGUGAGGCCUGACUACCUCAAGGCCAUCUGGAAGGUUGUCAACUGGGAGAAUGUGGAGCAGCGGCUGGAGGCCGCCAAGAAGCCUUCCUGUUCAGAGGGAGGCGGCCAUGCAGCUCACUACCGCGCGCCAAUCGUGACGCCGCCGCCGCGCGCGAGCUCCAGCUCCUCUUUGGGCGACGAAUCAGGGGACGAUGUCGAGGCCGGCAUUUUGCUGCUGCCAAGGAGGGGCAACGCAGAACCUGGCGCAAGCGAGGGCGACACCUCGUCCUCCACCAUGGCUGACGCUUCAUCUUCAGAGCUCCACAGGCUCCGGCGAACAGGCUCAGGCCCCAGCACGGUCGCCAGCCGUGCUUGGCAGGUGUCCGAUGUGGCGGCCCUGACGCGCCCCCGCAGCGCUCUCGGCCUAAGCACCACCGGCGGCGGCGGCAAGCUAGCGGGCGGCAAGUUCUGCAAGGGCGGCAGUGGCAUCAACCUGGCGGCGACGGUGGAUGCCGGUGGGGUGGGCACCGAGAUGCUGCUGGCUGGCGGCGACCAGGAUGAUGACGACUGCUGCCCCACCUGUCUGGACCUCUACACCUCGGAGAACCCGCGGAUCUGGACGCGAUGUGGCCACAGCUUCCACAUGCAGUGCAUCUACGAGUGGCUUGAGCGCAAGGAGACCUGCCCCCUGUGCGAGUCUCAGAUUGACUUUGACGAACCUUGA
Messenger RNA from Monoraphidium neglectum, 1344 nucleotides. Its product is annotated as superoxide dismutase 2. Lineage: Eukaryota; Viridiplantae; Chlorophyta; Chlorophyceae; Sphaeropleales; Selenastraceae. Gene Ontology annotation, biological process: superoxide metabolic process. Gene Ontology annotation, cellular component: mitochondrion. Gene Ontology annotation, molecular function: zinc ion binding; superoxide dismutase activity. The transcript has 9 exons. The coding region runs from base 1 to 1344 and encodes 447 amino acids. The record is from RefSeq and is a predicted model, not a curated record.